GCGGCCCCAUUUCGCGUGGGUUAACGCACUAACUCAAGAAUCAGGCCGUGUCGGGGGAACGUCUUCCGGCCGUUUAUCUCGCCUGCGCUGUCCUGUCAGCCUGCUCUUCCGUUAAGAGUGUUUACAUUUGGGCCAAAGCUUGGGCUUGAGGAGGACUCGCUCCUUUCCGACGCCGGCCGUUGUCUGGUCCUGCCUUUCUUCCGGGAGGCAGCGUCCGCCGCCGGGAAGUACGGUUCUCGCCGGCGCCGGUGUCCCUGGAAAACCGCGGGUUCUGAGUCAGUCUCCGCCUUCCCCGGGCGGGAGCAGGGGGAGCCCUGCCGGGCCCGGCGGUGGUGCAGGCUGCGGUAGAACUGGAAUAGAAGGCCUCGCGCGACCCCGCCCUCGACUGUCGCCGGGCACCUCAUGGGGGUGCACGGGCUGUGGAAGCUGCUGGAGGGCUCCGGGCGGCAGGUGAGCCCGGAGACGCUGGAAGGGAAGAUCCUCGCCGUGGAUAUCAGCAUUUGGUUAAACCAGGCACUAAGAGGAGUCCGGGAUCGCCAUGGAAACUCAAUAGAAAACGCCCAUCUUCUCACUUUGUUUCAUCGGCUCUGCAAACUCUUAUUUUUUCGAAUUCGUCCUAUUUUUGUGUUUGAUGGGGAUGCUCCGCUGUUGAAGAAACAAACCUUGGCUAAGAGAAGGCACAGAAAGGAUUUGGCAGCCACUGACUCCAGAAAAACUACAGAGAAGCUUUUGAAAACAUUUUUGAAAAGACAGGCUAUCAAAACUGCCUUGAAAAGCAAAAGAGGUGAAGCGCUCCCCAGUCUUACUCAAGUUCAGAGAGAAGAUGACAUCUAUGUUUUGCCACCUUUACAAAAGGAAGAAAAAAACAGUUCAGAAGAAGAAGAUGAAAGAGAAUGGCAAGAAAGAAUGAGUCAAAAACAGGCAUUACAGACAUCCAGAACAAGCCAUCUUUUACAACCAACCAACGAAACAAACAAUAGACUUGAGCUACAACCUCAAGAUCCUUCAACUUGUAGAGGUUCUGCAUUAUUAAUUCAGAAAAUGACAGCAAUCAUGGUAAAGACUGUGAACAUGGAAGAGUUCUUUCAUAAUCCUCAUGCCAUAGAUAUUGAGUCUGAAGACUUCAGCAGCCUGCCUCUUGAAAUAAAGCACGAAAUUUUGACUGACAUGAAGGAAUUUACCAAGCGAAGACGAACCUUAUUUGAAGCAAUGCCAGAGGAGUCUAAUGACUUUUCCCAAUAUCAGCUCAAAGGCUUGCUUAAAAAAAACUAUCUAAACCAGCACAUAGAAAAUGUCCAAAAGGAAAUGAAUCAGCAACAGUCAGGACAAAUCCAAAGGCAAUAUGAAGAAGCAGGGGGCUUUCUGAAGGAGGCCGAGUCAAGGAGAGUAGUCUCCGAAGAUACCUCCCAUUACAUCUUGAUAAGAGGUAUUCAAGCUAAGAAAGUUGCAGAGGUGGGUUCAGAGUCUCUUCCUUCUUCCAGCAAAAUGCGCAGCUGGUUGUCUGACACGAAGUCAUCUCCAUGUGAGGCAUUGAAGCCAGAGAAGGAGCCUGCCGCUACCCCUCCUUCUCCAAGAACUUCCCUGGCUAUGCAGGCUGCCAUGCUGGGAAGCAGCUCGGAAGAGGAGCCGGAGAGUGAGAAUCAAAAGCAGUCUGAUGCGAAGAAUGCACCUGUGUCCCCGCUUACUCUCUUAGCUAUUCAGAAGGUUCUCGACGAUGAUGAAGACAUGGAAGCACAUGCUGGAAAUGACGUGCAGAUAGGAGGGUCAGCAGUGAAAACGCUGCUUGGGAACAGUUGCCACGAAGAAGCUGUUGAAGGCCUUCAAGAAGGAGGUGGAGAAGGAAUGCUGUUGCCAGCAGGACCCCAUCUGAUCCAUGUGAACUCUGCUCAUGAAACCAGCCCUGACACCGGCAGGAGGCUGGCAGACUCAGCUCGUUUGUCCCAUCCCGUCUUCUGUCCAGGCAGUGAAUCUAGUGUUCCAAAAGAAGAAAUGUCACUUAUUUGUGUGGUGAGUGAAGCCUUUCAGAAAAGCUGUGAGUCUCCGGUUAAGGGGAGAGAAGACCCCAUUCCUUCAGAAAGCACAGUGGUGAUGCACGGCGAUGCACCUGGGCUCCAGAGUGGGAGAGAACUGACACCAGUACCUUCGAUGAGUUCAAGUUCUGUAUCAAGGAAUGAAACAUACACCAAAGAGCCUGAGCUACAACCGGACCUUUGUCCAUCAGGCAGCAAAUAUGAUUCCUCUGUUCUUUCAACUGAUGAUGAAACAGAAGGUGAAAAAAAUCACGUUUCUGAAAUCAUUGACACUGUCAGUUUGCAAGAAACGAGUAAUACACAAAGUAUCCCUUCAGAGGCAGUAAGUAACUUGGAAAAUGCAGUAUCCUUUACUUCUAAAGAGCAUGAGAAUUUCCUGAAAACCAUCCAAGAACAUGAGAGAAUGGACUCUGUAGACCAGGACUUAAUUUCAGUUCCAAAGUCCAUGGAGCCAAUGGAAAUAGACUCUGAAGAAAGUGAAUCUGAUGGAAGUUUCAUCGAAGUACAGAGUAUAAUUAGUAAUGAAGAACUUCAAGCUGAAUUACAUGAAGCUUCUAAAUCUCCCUCCAGACAAGAUGAAGAAGAACUGAUAGGAACUAAGAAGGAAGAAGCCACUGGUGACUCUGAGGGCCUCCUAAGACUCAGCUCUGGAAGAGAGACUUUGGAUGCUGAGCCAUGUGAAGAAGCUGAAAAAGAUACAGACAGUUCACUCAAUGAAUGGCAAGAUAUUAAUUUGGAGGAGCUGGAAACUCUGGAAAGCAGCCUGUUAACACAGCAGAAUUCGCUGGAAGCACAAAAACAGCAGCAAGAACGGAUUGCUGCUACUGUGACGGGGCAGAUGUUCCUGGAAAGCCAGGAACUUCUUCGCCUGUUUGGCAUUCCCUACAUCGAGGCUCCCAUGGAAGCAGAGGCACAGUGCGCCAUCCUGGAUCUGACCGAUCAGACUUCUGGAACAAUCACUGAUGAUAGUGAUAUUUGGCUGUUUGGAGCACGGCAUGUCUAUAAAAACUUUUUUAAUAAAAACAAGUUUGUAGAGUAUUACCAGUAUGUGGACUUUCACAACCAACUGGGAUUAGACCGAAACAAAUUAAUAAAUUUGGCCUAUUUGCUUGGAAGUGAUUAUACAGAAGGAAUACCAACUGUAGGUUGUGUUACAGCCAUGGAAAUUCUCAAUGAAUUCCCUGGACCUGGCCUGGAACCUCUGCUAAAAUUCUCAGAGUGGUGGCACGAAGCUCAAAAAAAUAAGAAGAUAAGACCUAACCCCUAUGACACCAAAGUGAAAAAAAAACUGCGCAAGCUGCAGCUCACACCUGGCUUUCCCAACCCGGCUGUUGCAGACGCUUACCUCAAACCUGUGGUGGAUGAGUCCAGGGGGGCCUUUCUGUGGGGGAAGCCGGAUCUGGACAAAAUUAGAGAAUUUUGUCAGCGUUAUUUUGGGUGGAACAGGACGAAGACAGAUGAGUCUCUGUUUCCAGUAUUAAAGCAACUGAACGCCCAGCAGACGCAGCUCCGAAUUGAUUCUUUCUUUAGAUUAGCUCAACAGGAGCGACAAGAUGCUAAGGGUAUUAGGAGCCAGAGACUUAACAGAGCUGUGACAUGUAUGCUGAGAAAAGAGAGAGAAGCCGCAGCCAGCGAAAUAGAAGCAGUGUCUGUUGCCAUGGAGAACGAUUUUGAGUUCCCUGAUAAGGCAAAAGGAAAAACCCAGAAGAGAAGCAUAGCAAAUAAAUGGAAAGAGUCAUCAAGCCUGAAAAGAAAGAGGCUUUCAGAUUCUAAGCAAGAGAGUAAAUGUGGCGGAUUUUUGGGGGGCGCCUGCCUCUCGCCGUCAUCUGGGACCUCUUCGGGGGAGGACUGUGAGUGUGUGUCUUCAGUGAACGUGCCACAGGAGAGAGCGGCCCCCGAGGUACCCGCUAGCCGCCGGGGUCUGCAGAGCACAGCGACCCCUGCUCCUGCCAGGGACCAAGAAGGCAGCAGCCGCAGCUCGAGUGAUGAUGACGGAGGGAGAGUCGCACCAGUGCUGGUGACCGCCAGAUCUGUGUUUGGGAGGAGAAAGGGGAAGCGGAGAGGUACAAGAGGAAGAAAGGGAAAAGCCAAUUAAUUUAAAAAUCAUGUAUUCUCCAUCAUCGGGUGCAACCUAACAUCUCGUAAUGAAUUUGUUGUGAGGAAAUGAUACAAUUAAAAGCAUUUGUCCGA
Molecule: messenger RNA, 4220 nt
Organism: Mustela erminea (ermine)
Lineage: Eukaryota; Metazoa; Chordata; Mammalia; Carnivora; Mustelidae
Gene: ERCC5
Product: ERCC excision repair 5, endonuclease
Exons: 17
Coding region: 403-4125 (1240 amino acids)
Biological process (GO): nucleotide-excision repair
Cellular component (GO): nucleus
Molecular function (GO): DNA endonuclease activity; single-stranded DNA binding
Source: RefSeq, a predicted model, not a curated record